AUGACUGUGAAAACACAUUUGGAACUUGUGAUUUUGUAUUUCCUUAUCCUUGCUUGUUUUACCCAUCGAUGCAAGUCUCUUUGUAGGUUCUCAUCAUCAGAGAAUCUUAGGGAUGGUGAGAUCAAAGGGAUGUUUGUGUUUGGAAGCUCUCUGGUGGACAAUGGGAACAACAACUUCUUGGAUACAAAGGCUAAGGCUGACUAUUUGCCUUAUGGAAUAGAUUUUCCUAACGGUUCAUCUGGGAGAUUCACAAAUGGGAAAAAUGUGGUGGACCUUCUUGGUGAACAGCUUAAGCUUCCUUCCUUAAUACCUCCAUUUAUGGACCCAGCAACCAAGGGAAGUAGAAUUGUUGAGGGGGUCAACCAUGCCUCUGGUUCUGCAGGUAUAUUAGAUGAUACCGGUUCAGUUGCGGGCAAUGCGACUAGUAUGAAUCAACAAAUCAAGAAUUUUGAGGAGGUGACCCUGCCAGAUUUAGAAGCUCAGCUGGGGUGCACAAGCAGUGAAUCUCUCCCCAACUACAUAUUUGUCAUUGGAAUUGGGGGGAAUGAUUACGUUUUCAACUAUUUCUUGAGGAAAACCUUCCUCACAGUUGGUCUUGAACGCUUCACUAGCUAUCUCAUAUCCUCUCUAUCUAAGCAACUCGAGAAUUUGUACAAUUUGGGAGCUCGGAAAUUUGUUCUUACAACAGCAUAUCCAAUUGGGUCCAGUCCAAUGGUUAAUUUGAACCAGCCGAACUGCGGUCCCUGCUCACAAGCUUUGAACGUAGCGGCUGCUGUCUACAACAUUCACUUGAAGUCUCUGGUGGAAGACAUAAAGCUUCGAAUGCCUGGUUCCAAUUUUGUUGUUGUCAACACAUAUGACAUUGUAAAGGAUAUCAUUGACAAUCCAACCUCCAAAGGCUUCAGCGACACAACCAAUGCUUGUUGUGAAGUAAAGUCAGCAGAGCAGGGUGGAACUGGAGUUUCAUGUGAAAGAGGUGGCCAAGUGUGUGCAGACAGGAAUUCUCACGUGUACUUUGAUGGCUUACAUCCAUCUGAAGCUGUGAAUAUUCAAAUAGCAACUAAGGCCUAUGCUUCUAAUCUUGGAAGUGAGGUUUAUCCCAUAAAUGUUAAACAACUUGCAGAACUUUAAGCUCCUUAUCUUCAUCUGUGUUGGCUAGUCUAGGUUCCAAGUUCCUGGAUUAGAAACCUAUAGUGGUUCACUACAAUAUAUAGGCUGUGCUUCAG
Messenger RNA from Quercus lobata, 1226 nucleotides. RefSeq names its product GDSL esterase/lipase At1g29670-like. The record is from RefSeq and is a predicted model, not a curated record. NCBI's taxonomy places the organism in Eukaryota, Viridiplantae, Streptophyta, Magnoliopsida, Fagales, Fagaceae. Gene Ontology annotation, molecular function: hydrolase activity, acting on ester bonds. The transcript is spliced from 5 exons. The coding region runs from base 1 to 1131 and encodes 376 amino acids.